ACGAGCUUUUUUAUUGUUAUCUUGGAGCCGAUAGUUCGUGGUGAAACGAGGCUGUCUGAUGAGACAUUCGGCCCAAACUAUAGCCAGUGCAUGCCGUAAUGUUAUUUUAGAAUUAACGUUAAUAUUAUAUGUGUUUUAUAGGUCACUGAAGUAGCAAUAGCUGUAACGUUAGUUUAAUGCCAACUCCCAACGACAAAUGAUAAACAAACGCACCAACACAUCUGUCCCGCUAACUUAGCCACCACUGACCAUUGUAGUGUAUCCGUUCGCGAACAAUAUUUCUUUCUACCGCUUUAAUGACAUUCUAUGCGGGCUAAGACGAUAACGUUAAUCUGUUUCGAGCACAUAUAUAGGCACUAACGUUACCCGAGUACGUGCAUUAUGUUGUUGUUAGCGAAGUGCGCAAUGCCGUUUCUGCUAGCUCGCUAGCUCACGCCAGGAGACAGCUUGUUUACAUCAACGCGCUCUAGCAUGGCGUCUGCUAAGAGCGAAACACAGCUAACGUGAGCUAACAUGACAAAGUCGGAGGCAAGGUGGUCCUUGAUGUCUUGCUAGGAACAGAUGAACAUGGAAGAAGAAUCCCAAAGUACCUGAUUCACUUCAAUGGUUGGAACAGGAGCUGGGAUCGUUGGGCUGCAGAGGAUCAUGUCCUAAGGGACACCGAGGAAAACCGAAAAUUACAACAUAAACUGGCUCGCAAAGCUCUGGGUCGCAUGAAGAGAAAGGGAUGGGCGAAGAGGCGCCGUCGUCAGUCUGGUACUAAAUCCUCUCUGAAGACUCUCCCCAAGGAGGACGACAGUGAUGACGCGUGUUUGAUUUCGUCGUCAGAGAGCAGUGACGGCGACGAUUCUGACCCCGAGUCUUCAAAUAGCGGGGAAAGCACCUUCUCUGAGGAUAUCAACAAAAUGAGGGUUGAACCGGACGUUAAUGUAAAGAGGGAAUGUGAGGAGAAGAUCGUCCAUGUUGACAUCAACAUCCCAGAUGUUCUGAAGAAGAAGCUGGAGGACGACUGCUUUUACAUCAACAAGAGGAAGAAGCUGGUGAUGGUUCCCUGUCAGACGAAUGUGGUGCACAUCUUAGAGUCCUAUGUCAAACACUUUGCCAUCAACAAAGCAUUCAUGGCCAAUGAGAGGUACCGGCGUCAGCAGAACACCACACAGAGCAGCAGCCCACAGCCCAUCCCUCCGGAGAAGAGCGAGGAGUUGUGUAAGGAGAUGGUCGAUGGCCUGAGGAUCACGUUCGACUUCACCUUACCCAUGAUCCUUCUCUAUCCCUGUGAGCAAGCUCAGUUCAAAAAGGUCAGCUCCUCCAGGGUUUUCAUGGCCAUCAAUGAAAGCUCACCCUGCUCCAGCAAUGCCCAACGGGAGCGCAGCCCGAGCCCGCUGGGGCACAAUCCACCCACCCCCCAGUCCACAGACAGCCAACCAGCCCUGAGCGACAUCUCUGCCACCACACCCACUGCACCAGCCCCCACCCCGAAGCGCCGGCGCCACCCUGACAUGGACUGCAUCUCGUACCAAUCGCAGUCACUCAGACGCUCCACGAGGAACACAUCUGGAGGUGACCGGCCAGCUGAAGGAAGCAGUGGAGGUGGGGGCAGUGCCACAGCGUCCCCGCAGCUCAAACGCAGAUUGAUUGACCCCUCAGCCCAGCCCAAGUUCUUCCUCAACCUUGACAGAAAAACCCCUGUGCACAGCGGCUCAUCUUCCCCAUUGCCCUUGACGCCAAGCAAAGAGCGAAGCGGGCCUUUCUAUGGCCUGGAGAGCCGGAGAAACAAUGAGCUAAACGAGGUCCUUAGUUGGAAGCUGACUCCUGAUAACUACCCUCUGAAUGACCAGCUUCCACCACCCUCCUACUUGUACGGAGCACAGCAUCUCCUGCGGCUUUUUGUGAAGCUUCCUGAGAUCCUUGGAAAGAUGCAGAUCCCCGAGAGGAAUCUGCGAGCCCUGGUCAAGCAUUUGGAACUCUUUCUCAGGUUUAUGGCCGAGUUCCACGAGGAUUUUUUUCCUGAGUCUGCAUAUGUGUCAGCGUCGGAGGCCCACUACAGCAUGAAACAACCGAGGCCGGUUUAUUGAAGGAAACGUCGGCCAUUGUAUUUCCUUCCUUUGCUUGUCUCUACUCUGACCUACCCCUCAGUUUCUCCAGACUGACCCGUCUGGGCUCCUGGACAGAGGACUGAGUAACAGCUGUAUUGUUUUCCUGGACCAACCUUGCUUCUUCUCCUCUGGCCUAACGUUAGUCUUCCUGCUGUUGCCGUGUGGAACCAGAUGCUUCUUCCAUGCCACUAACCCUCACCCAUGCGCUGUUUUGUGGGCCUGUCCUGCUUGUCAAGCCGCCGUGCGCUGCUUUGCUUCAAUGUACUGCUCCAAGGCAUGUCGAGUGUUGUGUGUUGGGCAUGCUCUGCCUGUUUGUAGGCCUCAUAUAGGGCAGGUAUCGGCAUUUUUGUUACCUGGUCUACACACCAGGCUAAGGCUGAAAAUGUCUCCAAGAGGCCAAAAUGAGACAGUUUUGAGUCACUCAGAUGUGGAAGCAGACACAGUUAAAGCUGUCUGGUUCCCUUUGUCUCCCGCUCUGACUUUGUUGCUCCUCAUAGCCACAGUUUGGAAAUAUUGUGGCUUAUUAAAACAAGAGAAAUGGGAAAACACAGAUGGAACUGCCUCAUUUGUUUUGUUCUACCUGGCCAAUAGACUUAUUUUGGAGACUUUGGUUUGCCUGUUUGGUUGCUUGGCUCCCCAUUAUGUAGUGACUUUAAAGCACCUCCCAUGCAGCGUCACCAGUGAUCAUCUUCCUGAUAUGACUCUUCUAAUGAUCCAGUAGGACUUUGCCUCCAUUUUUCUGGAGAUGCUUCGCUGCCUUCCCCGAGCAUUCCUGCUUUUCAGACUCCUUCAAACUUUCUAUCAAAAAUGUUGUUUUCCCUGUGGAUUUGACACUUUUUGAUGUGUAAUGUCCACUGAGCGUGCAUCAGAGAUUUGACUCGUUCCUUGAGCAUGUCUGAUAAAUGUCAGCUUUUUUCCAAUGUUUUUUCUUUUCCUGUUUGUUCCUUUCACUGUUGCCAUCUUCUAACAAAAAGAAUAAUGCACAAUGGCAAAUGUGCUGUGUGUAACAAAUCAGAGUGAACCAUAUGUUGCUCCUUUAUAUCCAUACACAGAGCAAUGUUUCAGUGUCUGAAUUUAAUGGUAAUCUUUAUCAGUAGGUGAUCUAAAGUCGUAAAAAACUUGCGUCUUUGUGUAACAGAAAGAUUGGACAAUCACUUGAAUGUGGCAAAAACAAGAUUAACAUACAUUGACAGCAUAGCGACUGACGCCAUUUGCUAUACAUUUUCUAAGAAAUGGAAACAAAUUACUUGUAAAUACACCAAAAGUGAUUCUUUUAUAGUUACUUGUCAUAUUGGGAAAAUGUAAAUAGUAAGCACCUGUUGAUCAGAAUGUUAUUUAUUUGUCUUUGUGCAACAAUGGGUCAUGUUCAUAUGUUGUUUGUUGAAUUGGUUCUAAAAUAACUGACAAUGCCAUCUGCAGACCUAAAACUGUUGUUACUGCUGCUGUUACUUGAACAAAUCUAUCCCUCUUAACCAUAUGUGUCAAACUGAUCCAGUAAAGGGCCAUGUGGCUGCAGGUUUUCAUUCCAACCAAGCAAGAACACACCUGAUUUGGAUCAGAUCAAAACCUGCAGCCACAUGGCCCUUUACUGGAUCAGUUUGACAGCACUGCUCUAAACAGUAUCAUAUAAAUUGUUGUAUUGUAACACACUUGUACAUAUAAUAAAAUGUAUCUGUUUCCUGUGUUAUGUACAGAGGCUUUUCGUGUAGCCUGCUAGAACUUUUCUACUGUGUUCAUUUUCAGAGAUGUCAGUUUUCUUUAGCUCUGUUAAAUAAAGACUUUCUGAAGUUCAUCA
Acanthopagrus latus (yellowfin seabream) is the source of this 3891-nucleotide messenger RNA. Its product is annotated as male-specific lethal 3 homolog. The record is from RefSeq and is a predicted model, not a curated record. Gene Ontology annotation, biological process: chromatin organization; regulation of DNA-templated transcription. The transcript has 15 exons. NCBI's taxonomy places the organism in Eukaryota, Metazoa, Chordata, Actinopteri, Spariformes, Sparidae. Bases 714 to 2075 code for a protein of 453 amino acids. Gene Ontology annotation, cellular component: NuA4 histone acetyltransferase complex; MSL complex; nucleus.